Molecule: messenger RNA, 228 nt
Organism: Entrophospora sp. SA101
Lineage: Eukaryota; Fungi; Glomeromycota; Glomeromycetes; Entrophosporales; Entrophosporaceae
Source: the annotation of a GenBank genome assembly
AUGGGUUGUGAUCCUUUUAAUUGUUUUAUUACUAAAACUAUAACCACUGAAGAAACAGGAUGUGUAUUACCAUGUGGCCAUGCAUAUCAUAACACAUGUUUUAACCAAGAUGGAAGUUUACAUCAAAUUAAUUUGAAUGGUAAUGCUGAAGGUGAAGAUCCUGAUUCUAUUCUUGAAGGUGAUAAUGAUGACAUUAAAGAAUCUGCAGAUGACAUUUUAGCCCCAUGA